Molecule: messenger RNA, 1038 nt
Organism: Sclerotinia borealis F-4128
Lineage: Eukaryota; Fungi; Ascomycota; Leotiomycetes; Helotiales; Sclerotiniaceae
Source: the annotation of a GenBank genome assembly
AUGACAGCGCAGUUGAAUACAAUACGGCCAGAAUCGAUUGGUGAAUCUGAAGCAAUGGCUGUAGUAGUACUUCGACCACACAUCAUGAAACCCAAACUUUUGUUCUCUGUUCAUGCCUUCGGACAGCGUUUGAAACGACACCGGUCAGAUUCAAACAUAAAGUCUAAACCGAACAUCGAAUUGACACCAAUGGAUAUCAAUUCCCAAGAAAAAGUCGAUAUUCGAAUCUGCGAGACUUUCACUCUAUUUUUAAAUCUUCCUCUAGAAUUGCAGCGCAAGAUAUGGGAAUUUGCCGCCAUCCCCCGUCGUCGAACUAUCGAGGCCAGAACACCAUUCGGGAAUGGGAACAUAUGUACUCGUAUUACAAGCAUUGGUAUUUUCUUUGGAGUUAGCCCUCGUAUACCCAGUCAUACGGUAUCGACUUGUGCCCCGACAGGCCUUCUUCAUACCUGUCACGAAGCUCGAAAUGUAGCCAUGAGAAACUACAGUUUCCUCACCUUUUUUGACCGUCCUCUAUACUGCAAUGAAGAUAUCGAUGUCUUGUGGCUGAGGGGUGAUCCAAUACCUGUCUUCAAGUCUAUGCGUGGCAAUUUCUACAACACGCCCAUCAUGCACGGUAGAGGUCGAAGCAGAGGCGUUAUCACAUCCAAGUUCCAAUUCCGCCAUCUCGCAAUCGACUUUAACUCUUUCAUUCCUCAUCUUCGUUAUCUCUGGUUAUCGUUCUGGACUAUGAAAUUCUGGGAUUUUUAUGUGUUUAAAGGAUAUCCAGUAGAAAAGAUUUACGUGGUGUAUACGACGAGGGACCAGGAGAAAGAAGCUAUUGAGGAAGCGACCCAUUUGGUUAGGACUAGGAUGGAAUUUAUGAGAGAGUUCAGUCAUUAUCCGGGCCUUUCGACAGAGGAGAGAAUGGAGAGAAUACAGCUGGAAAUCCAGACACCUGUAGUUGAAGCGAUUCUGGAUACUGACCUUGAUCCUUACUGCAAACUGAAACCUAAGGGCAAGAAUUGGCUGCUUGAAGGGUUGCGACACAAAGUAUAA